Molecule: messenger RNA, 1913 nt
Organism: Spea bombifrons (plains spadefoot toad)
Lineage: Eukaryota; Metazoa; Chordata; Amphibia; Anura; Pelobatidae
Gene: TFAP2C
Product: transcription factor AP-2 gamma
Exons: 7
Coding region: 284-1609 (441 amino acids)
Biological process (GO): anatomical structure development; regulation of transcription by RNA polymerase II; regulation of cell population proliferation
Cellular component (GO): nucleus
Molecular function (GO): RNA polymerase II transcription regulatory region sequence-specific DNA binding; DNA-binding transcription factor activity, RNA polymerase II-specific
Source: RefSeq, a predicted model, not a curated record
GAUACAGGUAACACUAACAGCCCCAGCCGCUAAUACCCCGCACCCGGCUCCCAUCCGUGCCGGUAAUACCCCGCACCCGGCUCCCAUCCGUGCCGGUAAUACCUCGCACCCGGCUCCCAUCCGUGCCGGUAAUACCCCGCACCCGGCUCCCAUCCGUGCCGGUAAUACCCCGCACCCGACUCCCAUCCGUGUCGGUAAUACCCCGCACCCGACUCCCAUCCGUGCCGGUAAUACCCCGCACCCGACUCCCAUCCGUGCCGGUAAUACCCCGCACCCGACUCCCAUGGCUCUACUGGGGAGACCAGACUGGCAGGACCGUCACGACGGGAGCAGCAACGGUAACCCAAGGUUACCCCAUCUGUCGGCCGUCAGCCAGCAUCUGUACAACCCUGCUCCCCCUCUGUCACACUCCGGAGCUUCAGAUUUCCAGCCCCCCUACUUCCCUCCUCCAUACCAACCUCUGCCCUACACACAGUCUGCAGACCCGUACGCCCACAUUGGAGACCCCUUCUCGCUGAACCCUGUCCAUCCCUCGCACCCUCCAACAUCCAGCCAACAGGGAUGGCCAAACAGGCAAAGCCAAGACCACACUGGGAUUUCACACCACUCCAGGUCUGGCCUCAUGCACCAUAUUCCUUCCUUGGAUGCUGGGAAUUCAAGGUUAGGCAGAGACUCGUACAGGAGACCGGACCUUCUCCUCCACCAUGGACCUGCUCAUGGGAUGGACUCCUCAAACCUAGCAGACAACCUGGGUCUUGCAGACAUUAGCCAACAAAUGGAAGAUGUUGAGAGUCUGGAAGAUCAAAAUUUAAUAAUGCACGACCAGACAGUUAUUAAAAAAGGUCCAAUUUCCAUUGGCAAAAACAACCUGAACAUGCCUUAUCAGAAGGACGGUCUUCUGGGAAUGGUCAUCAACCCAAAUGAAGUCUUCUGCUCGGUGCCAGGCAGACUCUCGCUCCUGAGCUCCACCUCAAAGUACAAAGUUACAGUAGCGGAAGUUCAGCGCAGACUCUCCCCCCCUGAAUGUCUAAACGCUUCCUUGCUUGGAGGAGUUCUCAGGAGAGCAAAAUCGAAGAAUGGAGGCAGGUCAUUACGUGAGAAGCUUGAGAAAAUUGGUCUGAACCUCCCGGCCGGAAGACGGAAAGCUGCCAACGUCACUCUUCUUACAUCGUUAGUUGAAGGUGAAGCUGUCCAUCUCGCUCGUGACUUUGGUUAUAUUUGCGAAACAGAAUUCCCCUCCAAAGCGGUGGCAGAGUACUUAAGUCGGCCGCACAUGGAACGCAACGAAAUGGCAAAUCGUAAAAACAUGCUUCUCGCUGCCAAACAAAUCUGUAAAGAAUUCACAGACCUCUUAACCCAAGACCGAACUCCGCUUGGGAACGCCAGACCGAGCCCUAUCUUGGAACCUGGAAUCCAAGGAUGUUUGUCUCACUUUAGCCUCAUUACGCACGGUUUCGGAACCCCUGCCAUUUGCGCAGCCAUGACUUCCGUCCAGAAUUACUUGAACGAGGCGUUAAAGAUUGUCGACAAAAUGUACAUGAACGCCGGGGACCAGAGCCCAGGAGAGGGCAAUAAAACUUUAGAGAAGAUGGAAAAACACAGAAAGUGACUGACUGCGUCUCAGGACAGAUUUUAAUGUAUAUUUUUUUUAGAAGCGGUUCACGAGGUUUGAACAAGUUACCUCCUAAGCCCCAAUUGACGCGUGCCAAUGAAUGGACAAGCAUUUUGAGCUCGUUGCGUGCCACGGGCGAUUUCCCCAGCCUGUAACUCUUCCAAGAGGUUUUCCCGAAUGGUCGAAUCCCAGUUUCUCUUGGGAAGAGAACUCCACAGCUACCGCUCGCACAUUUCACUGUCAAGCAGACUUCAAACUAUGGUGUAAAAUACGAUCUUCAGUUAUUUUAUCAAAAAACAAA